AGUAAUCACAAACCUUCCUUCCCUUUAGCGCCACUCAAAUAUGCUGAGCUAUAUAGAUACACACCAUUACACAGAGGCUGUGAAAAGGUUCAACAAGCGAUGGACAUCAAGAUAGAAAGUGAUGAUCGUAGGAAUGAGAAGGAUGAAGAAAGGGUACCACUGCUGAGAAAUAGUGAGGUACCAGAAGCAGAGAGGAAUCUGAUUCAGAAAGCCAUUAGUCAGACAUUUCAGAGCACUGCUCAUUUGGCCAACCUUUUACCAACUGGAACAGUCCUUGCUUUCCAACUUCUCUCCCCGAUCUUCUCAAACGUUGGCAACUGUGACUCUGUCAGCAAGACCAUGACUGCUGCACUUGUAUCUCUCUGUGCUGCUUCCUGCUUCCUGUUAUGUUUAACCGAUAGCUUCAGAGACAACAAGGGGAACAUCUGCUAUGGGUUUGCCACCCUCGGGGGCUUGUGGGUCAUUGACGGAUCAACCACCCUUCCACCUCAACUUGCUGCAAAAUAUUGCCUGAAGUUCAUAGAUAUCAUGCAUGCAGUUAUGUCAGUUUUGGUGUUUGCAGCAAUUGCGUUGUUCGAUCAAAAUGUGUUGAAUUGCUUCUUUCCAGCACCCUCGACUGAGAUACAGGAAAUCCUCACGGCAUUGCCAGUGGGAAUUGGCGUUUUCGGCAGCAUGUUCUUUGUUGUGUUUCCUACACAGAGACAUGGAAUUGGCUUCCCCCUUUCAACAAAUUAAUCAUCUUUUAUGUUCUUACACUGCAUGUACUUCGUGUUUCUCAGUCACCGAUUUCUGUAAUUUAACGGGAUGAAUUCGGCUUGUGUCUGGAACAAAUUACUUAUAUUAUUGGAACAGCUGUUCAAUGAAAUGAAUCUUGCUUUGUAUAAAUUAUGUCUUUCCUCGAUAGUUUUAUAUCUCACGACAGGGAUUCACUGCCUUGUAUAAACUAUGUCUUUCCUCCAUAAUAUGUCA
Molecule: messenger RNA, 969 nt
Organism: Vigna umbellata (rice bean)
Lineage: Eukaryota; Viridiplantae; Streptophyta; Magnoliopsida; Fabales; Fabaceae
Product: protein DMP4-like
Biological process (GO): endomembrane system organization
Source: RefSeq, a predicted model, not a curated record